Molecule: messenger RNA, 2089 nt
Organism: Musa acuminata subsp. malaccensis (wild Malaysian banana)
Lineage: Eukaryota; Viridiplantae; Streptophyta; Magnoliopsida; Zingiberales; Musaceae
Source: RefSeq, a predicted model, not a curated record
CUCUCUCUCUCUCUCUCUCUCUCUCUCUCUCUCUCUCUCUCUCUCUCUUUUGUGAUCCAUUUGCAGCUUACUUCACUUCCUGCCUCCUCAUCCGUCGACUGCUGCGGAACUGCUGGUUUCUCGGCUGCUAUUUGGAUUCGGAGGUUGCGUCGAUUUCGAGAAUGUUGAUGUAAAGUUUGGUUUUUUCGCUUUUGACUCACCAUGAUGAUGCCAGGAGCUGAUACCCAGGAUUAAUUCCUGUGGAUCAUUGUAGAUAUUCAUCAGAGGAUAUAGCAAGAUUUAGUGGAUCUGUUUUGCUAAAGCAUAAUGGGUUCAAGAUUCCCAUCGCAUCAGCUCAGCAAUGGCCUGUAUGUUUCGGGUAGGCCAGAACAGCCAAAAGAGAAGCCUCCAACAAUGAGCUCAAUUGCCAUGCCAUAUACAGGUGGAGAUAUUAAAAAAUCAGGUGAACUUGGUAAGAUGUUUGAUCUUCACAUGGAGAAGUCUAGAAAAUCUGGACCUCUCCCCAGUGCUCCCUUAAGAAAUGGAUCGUUUGGAGGUGCAGCUCCUCACUCGGGACCGGUCAUGCCUAAUGCCUCUGGUCGUUCUAGCUAUUCUGGUUCCCUCUCUUCUGCAGUUCCUGUUUCUAAUUCUUCAGUAAACAGACAAAAGUCUAAUUCUGGACCACUUAAGCAUGGGGAUUCAAUUAAAAAGUCAUCUGGUCCUCAAUCUGGAGGUAUAAACCCAAUGGCUCGCCAGAACUCUGGCCCUCUCCCACCACCACUCCCAGCUACAGGACUCAUCACAUCUGGCCCAAUUAAUUCCGGACCACUUAACUCGAGCAGUGUACCUCAUAAAGUAUCUGGUCCACUGAAUUCAAUUGGAUCAGUGAAGCUACAUAACACCACUGUUGUUCAUAAUCAGGCUGUCACUAAUCUUGGUCAAGAGGAGGAUUAUUCAUUCAAGGGGAGCUUGCCCAAGCCAAUAUUGUGGUCUGUAGUUUUGCUGUUUGUGAUGGGGUUCAUAGCAGGGGGCUUCAUUCUAGGAGCUGUUCACAAUGCCGUUCUUCUUAUAGUUGUUGUGAUUAUUUUUGGAGCAGUUUCUUCGCUUUUCAUUUGGAACACUUGCUUUGGAAGGAGAGCAAUCAUAGGAUUCAUUUCUCAAUAUCCUGAUGCCGAGUUGAAAACAGCAAAAGAUGGGCAAUAUGUCAAGGUUACUGGGGUUGUCACAUGCGGAAAUUUUCCCCUUGAGUCAUCAUACAGUAAAGUUCCUAGAUGUGUCUACACAUCUACUAGUUUAUAUGAAUACAGGGGCUGGGACUCCAAAGCUGCCAAUUCGAAGCAUCGCCACUUUACUUGGGGAUUGAGAUCAAUGGAGAGGAAUGUGGUUGACUUUUAUAUCUCUGACUUCCAAUCGGGCUUGAGAGCUUUGGUUAAAGCUGGCUAUGGUGCUCAGGUGACCCCAUAUGUUGAUGAGUCUAUUGUUUUUGACAUCAACCCGGACAACAAGGGCUUUUCGCCUGAAUUUCUAAGGUGGUUGCGCAAAAGGAAUCUAUCCAGUGAUGAUCGUGUUAUGCGCUUGAAAGAAGGCUACAUCAAAGAGGGCAGCACUGUUAGUGUAAUGGGGAUUGUCAGAAGGAAUGACAAUGUCUUGAUGAUAGUACCACCUUCGGAGCCCUUCUCAACAGGAUGCCAAUGGGCAAAGUGCAUUCUCCCAGCGAACCUUGAAGGAAUCGUAUUGAGAUGCGAGGACACUUCAAAAAUCGACGUCAUACCAGUAUAAUGUAUAUAGUUAGUUGGCGUUAAAAUAAUUGUUUUAGAUGUCAAAUCUAUAAUCGUGUUUUGCCUGUUGGCUUUAGCAAUGCCUAAAAUGAAGCAAUGAUUUGCAUAAGGAGGAACUUUUAUCCUCUGAAUGUGUUUGAUUGUGUAGCCUUUUUGUGUUUCACCUUCUUGUUGAGUUCAAGUACAUCUGUAAGAAGGUCAGUUUGAUUACUACAGUUGAUGAGGUCUUUGAUGUAAUUGAAAUGGAAGGUUAGACUGGCAGUAUAUUUCGCUGAGACAAACUUUCUACCUAUCUGAAUAAAUUGGAUCUGUAGAUUGGUUGCUGUUUUUUA